Molecule: messenger RNA, 3972 nt
Organism: Uranotaenia lowii
Lineage: Eukaryota; Metazoa; Arthropoda; Insecta; Diptera; Culicidae
Product: restin homolog
Exons: 6
Coding region: 326-3793 (1155 amino acids)
Source: RefSeq, a predicted model, not a curated record
GCCCGCCAAAAAUAGCUCAGUCGUCGCGAUUUCUUAAACUCGAACAGAAGCACGACGCACUCGAAACGAUUCUGCCUUCUGUUGGAUUGAAAUUUUCAUUUUAUAUUUUAUUCGGGUAGCAAUUUUAUGAUUCAUUUGAUAAUUCGGCUAGUAAAGUAGGUUUCAAUUCGAGGAAAACGAUAGCGCGAAAUGAUUCAGCGAUUGUUCCGGCAAGGGUUGUGCAAAUAAAUAUUAGUCAACGGCUGCUCAAGAGUAGUUUAAACGGAGGUGAUUAAUUUUCCACCAACGUAAUCUGGGCAAGUGAAGAAAAAUCACGCUCGGGAAAAUGGGUAGUUUUAUAUCGACUAAUGGGAGCCGCGGGGAGGAAGAGGAGAGAAAUACAUCGAAUGGCGCGCCAACAGAAAGCGGAUGGGAAGAAACUCAGCACGUUAACGACGACUCAGCAGAUGUAGAAGUGAGGGAAAAUUGUGCAAUAAUUUGCAAUAAAUCAGAAAACUUGUCAGAAAAUAGUGUUGUUGAAAGUUCGUUCAAGGACGAUGAACCUGAUGAGUUUGAAUCAUGUGAUGGUGGGGAACAAAACGACAAAUUGGCAGAUUUUCGAGAGGAGAUCGCGAGGCAUCGUGAGCUUCGAAAAGCGAAAAUGGCGGAAAUCAGGCAAGAGAUGGAUCAGCUGAGAAAAGACCUGGAAGAGGAAAAAAGUAAAAACCUUACACUGGUCCAAUACAUACAAGGACAAGAUCAAACAAAGCAAUUGCCUGCUGAUGUAUUUGUUGCCGUCAAUGAAAGCUGUGAAAAUGAUCACGUGGAAGAUUCUCACGACAAGACAGAGCACCGACAAAGCGACAGCUCUGCAGACAGUUCAUCGGACUCACUUUCACAGGAUGAAACACGUCGAGCCCUGCGCAAAGACCUGGCUGAGUCACAGCUUCAUCUGCAGCAAGCCAAUGCAGAAAUUCUCUCCCUCCAGGAUACCAUCGAUCAGUUGAAAUCACAAGCCCAGACAAACGAAACCACACAGGAAGAUCACAGCUCUGAGCUGCGAAAACUGAAGGCAGAACUCGCGGAGCUUCAAUUCCAGCUACAGAUCUCGAACGCCGAAACUCUCUCCCUUCAAACGGUAAACGAUCAGCUACGGAACCAGAUUAAGAGCCUCAAGGAAGUGAUCAAAGCCGGCAAGGAAAUCAUCACCAUCCGGGAGGAUCAAGUUGAUCAACUGAAGGCAAAGCUGCGCCAGAUUGAGGACUCUCUGCACGAGCGCGAGCUGCAGAUAAUGUCCACCGAUCUUCGCCGCGAGUACGAACGACAAAUGACCAACAUCCGCAAUCUGCGUGAACUGUACGAAGAACGUGAACGUGUUUCCCGGAUGGAGCGUGACAAUUUGCUCCGGCAGCUGGAGCUGCGCAAGAACGACCUGGACGCGGAACUGGAAAAGAACAAAAACCUCGAAUCCCACGUCUCCGGUUUGCAAACCGACCUGGAAGCCACCAAAGCUGAACUGUACCAAACGAAGGAAAAGCUGGCCCAAUCGGUGGCCGAAUGUCACCAGCUGCAGGCGGAAAUGACCGUGGUAAAUCAAUUCAUCUCGAAGUUUUUGCUGGGCAUGGGCCCAAAUCGAACGGCCGACCAGGUCAAGCUGGACAAACUGACCUCGGUGCUGGCCGAAAAUCGGGACCUGCUGAUCGAAAUGACCAAGGAGGAAGCGGAAACGAUUGAUUUGGGUGCGUUCUUGCCCCGGGCCUUGUACGAUUUGGUGUCCGAGGUGGACCAGGAAGAGCAGCAGCAGCAGCAACAGCAACAACGACAGCAGGACGAUUCAGGAGAACCAACUUCGGAGUCUAGUUUGUCGGGAGAAGAGUUCAGUCAGGUGCAGACCGCCUCACCGGAACAAAUCGCUGACAAACUGCCGAAAGUGUGGCGGGUGCUAAUUGAACUGGUGAAUCAUCAGGAACAAGUCGAACCUGUGCCAUUUGUGGAAAACGGAGAAAGUGAAGAAUGUCUCAAGUCCGUGCCGACAAAGAAUGGAUCGAAAACGGUGGUUAGCGUGAGCAAAACCUACCUCAAACUGAAGGACCUCAUUCUGGAGAAAAAAGCACUGAAGAAGGAAACGAACCGGUUGAAAACAUUGAACACUCACCUGGAACGCCGCCUGGAAACGCAAGAAAAACGCCUGAGUGCAGUGAGUUUGGAGCUCACCAAAACGUGGCACCUUGUUGGCAAAAUGCAGCGUCAACACCGACAGCUCCACACCCAGGAACAAAUAUUGCGCUACCAUUUGCAGCAAAAACGGCGUCUGCUGAGUGAACUGAAGGAGGAACUCGAAUACUGCCGCUUGAAGUGGUCAGCAGCCCGGCAGAAAAACACCGAAUCCGAAGAAGAAUGGCGGCAGUUGAAGGCUGAUUUUGCCGCUCGCAAGAAACAGGAUUCGUUCAACCAGUCGGGCGAAAGUGGCUACAGUGAUGAGCAGGCAACGGAUGAUGAGGACGAUACGUCGAUUAAAGGAUCCAAAAAGCAAACUCGUAAAGAUUUCUUGGCCAGGAUGGCUUGUUUGGAGAAUCGGUUCCGUAGUGCUUCUUUGAGCAACGUUUUGCAGGUGGCUCUUGAGCUGAGAAAGUGUCACAGCGAGUCGGAUAUGAAAUCGCUGAGCAAUGUGGAGAGAGCAAAUCAGUUUUGUAACGAGAAGAUUGAAGAUCUACCACUAUUUCCGGAAGAGUGUGAUUGUACAGUGAAGAUGAAAACAAAGAAAGUAAAAAAGAAAAAAGAUAAGAAAUCAGGACCAGAAACGGCUGAGGAGAUGUUUAAACGGCUGGCAGGUAUUCCUCCAGAUAGCAAUGACGAUGAGGAAGAUGAUUCAGAAACCGAACUUACCAUUGACUCAGAAUGCUCUGAGAUUGAGAAAAUUGAAGGGAAUGGCGAGGGAGAGAAGGAAGGUACUCAGAAUCAAGAACCUGCUUUGACUAGCGAGGAACUGUUCAAUUUGAAAAGAGAAGCUAGACUGAAAAGAAUGGCUGAAUUGAACAACCAGCUGGAUAAUUACUCUAGUGGAGCUAGUUCCUCUAAAGACACCUCUAGCUAUGUAACCGAAGAGAAUGCAUCCGACUCUGAACCGACACAAGUUCUAACUUCAACUGAAGAAGAAUAUCUGCAGAGGCGAGCUGCACGAUUGGAACGUUUAGAACGUGAAGCACAGGAGUUUCGAAACAGACUUAAGCGGACUGUGAAUCGUGGAAGUCAAAUAUCGGCACAGAUAGACGACAUUCAUAACGGUUUCAUGGCAAGACAGUCGGAAUCUCCAAUACCUGGAUCAUCUUCAUCGGCUGAACCCAAUAGGAGUCAGGAAAGGCCAGCUGAAGACCUAGCAACUCUGAGCGAACGUGAACAAGAAUACACACAGAGUCGAUCGGAUCGCCUACAUCAACUGGAAGUUGAGAGUCAGUCACUAAUCAAUAAGAUGAGUAAGACACUCGAACGGGGAUCGAAUCUCAACAGCCACCUAGACAAACUUCACUCUCGAUACGGCAGCAAUGAUCAGCAAAGUGGCGGUGAGCAACCCGAAGAUGCUGAACAAGAAAGCUCCACUAGACUUGUUGAACAGGAACGUCAAGAGCUGACACCCCAAGAACCCGCAACUGCAGAGAGUGUCCUCAUGGAGAAUUCUAUAACAAUGCCCAGCAGCGGUCCCAUCGAGUUGAUAUUGGUCUCCGAUGAAGAGAUUCUGGAAGAAGUAGACGAAGUUCAACCUACCCCAAGCAACGCUACCUCAUCACAGGAAGAUGGAACGAAUCACGAAGAAUAGUGAACCAUUGAAGAUAUGUCUGUUUAUGUCUCUUAUGCUAACGUUAUACGAGUUUGAACAAAAGACAUGUCCACCAAAAUGUCGUCAAUAUUGAUAUCUAGCUGCUUAAGAAAAUUGAUAAACCAAAAUGUGUUAGAUUUUCAUAUACUUUCAAAAAUAAACGAACUACAAUUUGAAAA